AUUUUUUUCCUUCCUUCUCAUUUUUCUUUCCCUGCGUCUUCUCUCUCUCUCAAACUCCCCACAAACCCUCAUUGUUAACUCCUUAAUCGGAGCCCAAAAUUCGAGAAUCUCGCAUAAAAGCAAGAAACAAACGUGAUCUACGGACAGAGGGCUACACAUUGAACCAAACGAAAUCUAAAUCAGCCAACUUUGGAGUUCCUAGCAAUUUCGCCAUUUUUGGAAGUUUCUCUCUCUUUUGAGAUUGGGUCGUGACAGAGAGAAUGGAGAAGUCAGAGAACAGCGACCGAUCUGAAUCAGCAGAACCGAUACUUCCUUGCACCCACCGCGACACAACCACCAACCAAAUCAACCACCAUCACCACAACAACCCCCCUAAUUCCUUCCCUUCGUCAUCGCGACGGCCUAGCUGGCCCACCGUCGACGGAUCUCUCGGCCUGUCGGAGGAAGAAUCGACUGCGUACGCCCGAAGGUUCUUCAAGUUGGGAUUCUUUCUCCUUCCGUUUCUUUGGGCCGUCAAUUGCUUCUACUUCUGGCCUGUCCUCCGCAACUCCCAUUCCUUCCCCCUCCUUCGCCGCCAUGUAGUUGGAUCAGCAAUUGGUUUCACGGUGUUCGCAGCUAUCAUCUCAUCGUGGGCCCUCACAUUUUCCAUUGGAGGGGAGCGUCUCUUCGGCCAUGUUUGGGAUGACUUGUUGAUGUACAAUGUUGCUGAAAGAUUUGGGUUGACAGGUUGGAUCUAGUUGCAUGCCUCCAGUAUUCAUAUGCCUGUGAUGUCGUAUCUGAAGAGUUCUUGUAUAUUCAUUCCCUGAAGCAAUAUACUCAUUUGUACCUUAUAAUGAAAUUGCGACAAUAGUUAGAAACAUAUUUAACUUUGCCUGAAAGGGUACUGGACAACAUGAACACGAGUUUCUAUCCCGAAAA
Rhododendron vialii is the source of this 918-nucleotide messenger RNA. Its product is annotated as probable gamma-secretase subunit PEN-2. NCBI's taxonomy places the organism in Eukaryota, Viridiplantae, Streptophyta, Magnoliopsida, Ericales, Ericaceae. Bases 261 to 737 code for a protein of 158 amino acids. The transcript is spliced from 3 exons. The record is from RefSeq and is a predicted model, not a curated record. Gene Ontology annotation, cellular component: gamma-secretase complex.